AUGACCAACUUGAUUUUUGUGAUUCUGUUUUUGACCAGAAUGAUCAAUUCAGAAGGUAUUCCAGAAAGACUAUGUGUUAAAAGAAAGCAAGAAUUGAACAUUCAUAAUGAUGAAGAGAUUCUGGAACAUGUUCAGCACUAUCAGGCCUUGGUUAAACAUAUAACAGGGAGAGAAAUGUUCUUGAGCAAGCUGAAGAAUCAGAUUACAUCUUUAAACAGAAAAGUAACUGUGGUCUGUGGUGAGGCAGGAUCUGGGAAAAGUGGGAUCAUUGCAAAAGUAGCUUCUUUGGCUUCAGACUGGAUUUCUGGGAAUCUCAGAGUUGUGCUUCGAUUUAUUGGUAUAACUGGAGAAAGCAGAAAUGUCCGACAGAUGCUUCUGAGUCUUUGCUACCAGAUAGCUGACAUUUAUAAUGUUUCUGUUAUUUUAUCUCAGGAUUUUGAAGGACUGGUAGAAGAAUUUUCCUCUUUGCUGGAAUUGGUUACACAAGAAAAGCCACUUCUAAUCUGCCUGGAUGGUAUAGAUGAAUUAUCCGAAGAAUAUGAUGCUGACCUUUCUUGGAUACCCCCUGAAUUACCAAGGAAUGUGUAUUUUAUUGUUUCCACAUGCUCAGAAUCAGACAUUUCAUGCAUCAGAAAACUGGAGAAAAUAACUGUGAAAGAAAAUUUUUUUCAAAUACCACCUUUAACAUCUGAGGAAAUCAAUGAAAUUAUCACUUGCUGGCUCAGAAAGGAUCAUCGAAGACUCUCCCAAUAUCAGUUCAAUCACUUAAUGGAAGCAUGUAUAGCCUGUCCAUUGCCACUUUACCUACACUGUGCUUAUAAGGAAACCCAUUUAUGGACAUCUUUCAGUCCAGAGACAGAGGUGUGUCUCCCUCAAAAUAUACCUGACAUGUAUUCUUGGAUGCUGAGCAGAAUGGAAAGAUCUCAUGGAGAACAAGUUAUACAAAGGAUGGUAGCUUAUGUGACACUUUCAAGAAAUGGCAUCACUCAGGAAGAAUUGCUCAACCUCAUGUCAGUGGAUUGUGUGGUCAUUCAAGAAAUAAAUAAGUUCCAAAAAACCUCAGUAUCAGCAUUCCCACUAGUGUUAUGGCUGAAGUUUUUAGAUGAUCUUGGAGAUGAUUUGAGAGAACAAAGAACUGACAACACAUAUGUUUUUACUUGGGCCCAUACUUCUUUGAAGCAUGUCUGCAUACAGAGAUAUCUAAAAUCACAAGAUUCCCAAAUAUCACUACAUGCUAUCUUUGCUGAUUACUACCUAGGUAGAAUUUCACAGGAGUUCAGGAAGUGCAAUGAACUGUCAGUAUUUCAGCCUCUGGCCUGGACUUUGAAAAAAGAACCCAAGCCCAGCUACACCUUCAAUGUCCGUAAAAUCCUUGGGGCUCCAUAUCAUCUCAUCGGAUCAAAAAAUAUUACUGUUCUAAUCAAAGAAUGUCUCUUUAAUUAUGAGUUUCUUUUGCACAAAUCCUGGGCCUCAUCAGUUAUCAGUAUUGAAGAGGAUCUAGCAGCAGCUCUUAAUGCUGACAGGACUAUACCUGAUUUAACUUUAUUAAGUGAGACUCUCAAAUUGUCCAAGAGGGUUUUAAUAAAAGAUCCAUGCCAGAUGGCUUCACAACUCAUAGGCCGUCUUCAUUGGAUUGUUGCAGCUGAUGUACCAGUAGCCCCAGGUGACCCUAAAAAAUACCUCUACUUGCCAGCUCUUUUGUCCCAGUGUCAGAAAUCGUCUAUUCCUGUUCUUAUACCUUCAACAACUUGCCUUAUAGCUCCUGGUGGACUUCUCUGUGAUCUUUUGAAAGGUCACUUGGACAGAAUUACAGCAUUAGGAGAAACCCAGAAAGAACUCAUAGUUGCAACAGUCUCCAGGGAUGGUACUUUGAAAAUGUGGGAUUUGACACUUGGCAAGGCGAUCUUCACUCUGCAUGAAAUUGGGAAAAAUAUUAGUGCUAUUGCAGUAUGUUUGGAGAACAAGAUGGUGGCUGUGUCUGACAAGACCACCAUUAAAAUUUGGGAUCUUUCCUUGGAAAAAGUGGUAUAUGCCGCUGGUGAGUUUUUGGAUACUCCAAUACUAACAUCGUCAAUGAAUGGACAACUUCUGCUGGUUUUUUUUAGUGGGAAUCACAAAAUUCAGGUUUUUGAUCUUGUUCAUUCAUGCCAGCUGCUCCAUGAAGUAUAUCUUUUCUCUGAAGAAGAGCCUAUACACAAGACUCAUUCUCUACUGGUAUCAAAGAAUUCAGUAAAAGAUUAUGUUCUAUGCGCAUAUAGAAGCGCAAGUGAAGCAAUGGUUUUCAGUGGCAAAAAGGGGGAAGUAGUCGCUAAACUGAAAAGCCAGGAACCAAUGGCUGCAGCUGAGGGGGUGGCUAUCACUAAGGAUUAUUUCCUUGUGAUCUUCAGGUGCCCUUUCCUGAGAAAGCAAGAGAUUAUUCAUAUAGAGCUCUACAAUGUCCAUACUUUUGCUUAUGCUCACAGUCUGAAGGGAUGCUGCAAUGAUUACAUUCACACUUUUGCUGUAAAUCGUUUGGGAUCUCACCUCGUGGCAUUCAGUCCCAUUCCAAAUACUGGUACCACUGAGAUUGUAUCAUGGAACUUAGAAUCUGAAGACCACAAACACCUGGCUAAAUUUCCUUCAGUCCCCAUUGGUGGUAUAUGCUCUGACCUUCGAUAUUGUUUAGCAUUCUGUGAUGGAGAUAAUUACCUUCAGUCCUGGAACUUGGCUUCCAAGAUCAAUGACAAGUCUUUGACUGUCACUGCAAGCAACACGAAGAAAACAAAUGGUAUUCAAGAUAUCGUGACAAUGAAAAAUUAUCCCAGGUAUGCUGUGUGCCGAAACACAAGUCCAGGAGUCAUAACAGUGUGGAAUAUUGCAAAAUCCAAGUGUAAACAUAAUGCUGUGAGGGUGGAAAGAGGGCUGGUAGAGAACACAGACAUUGUACUGGCUAGAGACAUGAAACUUUAUAUCCUUACAGGCAAGGGAAUAGCCUCCUUUGCAGAUCCUUCAAGAUCCAUUUUCCAGACGCUGUUAGUUUAUGAUCUUCUGAAAAAGAAGUACAUAAAGAAGCAGAGUGGGCUUUACAUAAUUCCUUGUCCAAAUAAUGAAUACAAGGUGCUAGAAAGAGGCCUUCUACUUGGCCUCUCCGAGAACAGAGACCAUUUUGUUACCUGGAACUUGGAGACAGGACUUAUUAAGGAUCGAAUAAGACCAGAAUACAAAGAAAAAUUUGUCCCGCAAGCUACUCGAUCUACUACCCAUUCCCCAUCCAAAGAAAACAUAAAAAAACACAAAGGAGUUUUGUAUAAAGAAAUAACAGCAUUAUGGCAUCCCUGGGAAAAGCGAAAUGAAACAAAUACUGGAAAGAAAAGGAAGAAGGAAAAGGCAUUAAAACUGGAGGUGGAAACAUUACAAAAACUAGCUAAAGAGAAGAACAAUGCUAUUGAUCAGUUCCUCCUGAGUGGAGAUGAGAAGAUAGCUGUGUGUUCCUACUAUGCACAUCAUCUGUCAGUGUUCAGCUUGGAAACUAUGUCCUAUCUCCAUACUCUUGAGAGCAGAGAAUCAAUGCUUUUCUUAUAUAAUGCUACCUUAACAUAUACUGGGCAUUAUCUAGUGCUUUCCAAUUACAGUGAGGAGGAAAAAGUCAGCUAUGUAACACUAUGGAAUUUAAUCACGGGAAAGAUUAGAAAAAGAUUAAAAAAUGAGCCUAAUGUCUGCUGUACAGCCAUUACUGCUGAUGGCAGUAGGAUCAUUUUUGGAGUGAUGGUGGAUAACCUGAUUAAAAUUUGGGAUCCAUUUAAGCACAGACACAAAUUAAUCCAAGGUUAUGAAGGUCUUGAUCUGACUGUAAACAGCAAACUGCACAUAUUAGAUGGAACAAAAGCUGUUCUACUUGCAGGUGAAGUCAGUUUCUGGGAUUUGGAGAACGGCACACUUAUAUCCAUCUUUACAUUUGAUAGCAAAAUCUCUUGCAUGACUGUUGCCUGUGACAAAAAGACAGUUCUUUUAGGCUUGAGCAACAGCUCUACUCUCACCACUUUGAAAAUGAGCAUAAAUACUGCUGGAAGUUCAACAGGAAAAGAUUUGUUUGGAGAAGACUCAUCAAGCAGUGAAGAAGAACUUGGAAGUAUUUAAAUGAGAGUUUGAACAAAAUGAAAUCAUGAGCAUUAACAAAUGAAACUCUGUGUACUGGAUAUAGUUUAAAAAUAAUUAUCUUUGUUUUUAAAAAAUGCAUAUAACAUUGACCUAAAAGGAAGACAGUACUAAUCCCCCUAUCUGUAAAUUAGUUCCCCCUUCCCCCUACUAAUUGCCUGCAAGUUGUGGGAGGAGAAAAAGUUGGUAUCUUACCUUUAUGUUUAGAGAAAGAUAUGGCUGAUAACAUACAAAUAAUGAAAGUAACUGGCAGAAACAAAAACAGAAUAGGAAGCUGCUAUCAUCAGCUCUGCCUUUCUCUUGUAGCCCCAUAUUGUAGAGGAUUGUGCAAGGGGAUGAGAACCUUUUAGCCUCCACUCCUGUGUAAAGGAGAACUCAAGGGACACUGUAUAGUACACAGUGAGGAAUGCAAGGAGAAUGCAGAGACCACUCUGACCAGAGUCAUAAACGUAAGAAUUACUGAACUCAACUGGACUUAAUGCAGAAUAAGCCAGUACAAAGG
This is a messenger RNA of Candoia aspera, 4636 nucleotides long. RefSeq lists its product as uncharacterized. The record is from RefSeq and is a predicted model, not a curated record. Bases 1 to 4116 code for a protein of 1371 amino acids. The transcript is spliced from 21 exons. Gene Ontology annotation, molecular function: protein binding. NCBI's taxonomy places the organism in Eukaryota, Metazoa, Chordata, Lepidosauria, Squamata, Candoiidae.